UUUUUUUUUCAAUCACCCUUUUAGUGACGUCAUAACUUGCAUAGGAAAUUUAAUAUAGAUUAUAGUAUGUUAUCAAAAUUUAUGAACGUUCUAUCACUAAAUGUUGACAUAAUUGAUUGAAUAUUAAAUUAUCACACAGUAUACCAUGAAAAGCAGCCUGUUUGUUAGUUUUUGCCCGUUUUCAAGAAAGGAGUUAUCAUUAAAAAAACAAAUCGCCAGCUGAUAUAUCCCGGCGACUUUACAAAAGAUUAUAAUCAAGCAAAAUCAUCAUUCAAAAAUGGCUAGGAUUUGUUUCACUUAUUUCGCAAAUUUGCUUUCAAGUUUUAUGACGUCGUCAUCAUCGUUUUCCGCUAAGUUUAAUUUUGUUCUUCUAAUAAUUUUUUGUUCCGAAUACGUCAGGGCUAGAUCUCCACAAUUGGUAUAGAUUAGGUUCGUCUGGAAGGACACGCACUGCUCAAUACAAGAUUGUGUUUGUACGGUAUGGUAUUAUUCUCCUGCAUUUGAUUUUUUUUAGAGCAAGAGACCAGAGAGAGAGCACGUAAACAUUUGAGAGACGUGCGUUGUCCAAUUCAUUAUUUGUUUAGCAAUCCAAAGUGUGCUGGAACUGUUUAUGUGACGCUAAAAAUUUAAUUCACUAGGUAGUUUCUAUCCGUGCAUGGAAGGGAGAAGCAUAAAUUGAGAAAACCUCAUCAAGUACCUGAAUGCUGCGAUAAAAUUUCAUGAGCUGUGUAAAAGGAAGUAUCGUAAAAACUCUUCUGUGCUUACGUCACGUACAGAAUUAGUAUUUCCUUUUGUCUCUGCCUUGCCAGCACAAAAUUGCUUCAACUGCUUCAUAAACAGCAAUCUGCAAUAAGUGGAAUAUAGCCACAUCUUUAGAAUAUAAUUCAUUCAUGGGCGCAGACUGAAGUGGGCAAAGUUUCGACAGCUUCGGGCCAUAAAAAGAAAACCUCAUUUUCCAGAUUGUGUGCAACAUGAGCCAUCCGCAUAAGAUGCCUGGGCAACUGUCGGCCGCCAUGAUAUUAGAUGAUAAGUUCAACUUUUCUACCGAGGAAAAAAGUGCUGAGCGUUGCAAAACAAUGACUAGUGAUGAAAAUCUGGAGGAAUUUACAGAUCCGUUUUGCAAUGCUGAUAAUCCGCAGAUAAUUACGUUUCAAGAUGUUACUUCGGCGGCAUUCAGAAUCAAGAACGGAAUCGAGCACACACCCUGUCCGAAAUCACACCUGUCCGAAGUAAUCGAUAUGGACAUAUAUCUGAAGAAAGAGUUUCUCCAGUUCACGGGCAGCUUCAAAGAACGGGGAGCACGAUAUGCGCUUGUUAUGCUGUCGGAAGAACAACGAAAGAAGGGAGUGAUUUCAGCCUCCUUGGGAAAUCAUGCACAGGGUCUUUGCUAUCAUGGCUGGAAGCUGGGCAUACCAGUCACCGUGAUAAUGCCGUCGAAAGCUUCCCUGAUGAAGAUACAGAAAUGCCGUGACUACCAUGCCAACGUAAUCGUACAGGGCUCUGACAUGGGUGAGGCAAAAAAGAUUGCAUUGAAAAUGGCUCAUGAAACUGGCCUAACGUACAUCAAUGGUUACGAUCAUCCGCACAUCAUGGCCGGUCAGGGCACAAUCGGGCUGGAAAUUGUAGAACAAGUGAGCAACAUCGAUGCUGUUGUGGUUCCCGUUGGAGGUGGCGGUUUGAUUGCUGGAGUUGCAACUGCCAUCAAGAAUUUAAGCCCCCAAACCAAAAUCAUUGGCGUAGAAUCGGAAAAGUGUCCUAGUUUCACAAAAGCGUUGGAAAACAAGGCACCCAUUUACACUCCGAACAAGGAAACACUAGCGGAUGGUCUGGCCGUACCUCAGGUGGGCUACAAUGCUUUCGCUACCACGGUUCCACUGCUGGACAAGAUGAUAGUAGUCAAAGAGGAGUGGAUUGCACUGGCUAUUUUGCGACUAGUCGAGCAGGAAAAAUGCGUCGUAGAGGGCGCCGGUGCGUCAGGUCUAGCUGCGAUGUUGGCCGGUCAUUUGGACGAGUUCAAAGGAAAAAGGGUUGUACUGUUAAUAUGCGGCGGAAACAUUGACACCACCAUUUUCGGUCGAUGUCUUGAACGUGGCUUAGCUGCAGAUGGUCGUUUGCAGAGAUUUACAGUAACGGUCAGUGAUGGCCCGGGUGGUGUAUCGAAACUAUGUAACUUAUUGGCCAAACUUGGUGUUUCCAUUAAGGAUAUAAUGCACGAACGUGCGUUCAUUCGAGACAUUCACAGUGUAGAGGUUAAAGUCGUCUGCGAAACACGUGACUGGACCCAUUCGCAAGAAAUGCGAAAAGCACUACAAGAUACAUACGAUAAUGUUUGCUUCUAUGACCUUCCCAUGGCUUUUUAGAAGGAAAAUACGAAUAGGAACACAUUUUUAUUAUUAUGCUGAUACAUCCUCCUAUUUGAUCAGUUUACGAAAUAUAUCGGAAAUAAAGUUUAACAUUCAA
This is a messenger RNA of Ochlerotatus camptorhynchus, 2460 nucleotides long. Its product is annotated as L-threonine ammonia-lyase-like. The coding region runs from base 972 to 2360 and encodes 462 amino acids. Gene Ontology annotation, biological process: L-threonine catabolic process; L-serine catabolic process. Gene Ontology annotation, molecular function: threonine deaminase activity; L-serine ammonia-lyase activity. NCBI's taxonomy places the organism in Eukaryota, Metazoa, Arthropoda, Insecta, Diptera, Culicidae. The transcript has 9 exons. The record is from RefSeq and is a predicted model, not a curated record.